Trematomus bernacchii (emerald rockcod) is the source of this 2581-nucleotide messenger RNA. Its product is annotated as disintegrin and metalloproteinase domain-containing protein 10-like. Gene Ontology annotation, molecular function: metalloendopeptidase activity involved in amyloid precursor protein catabolic process. The transcript has 16 exons. Gene Ontology annotation, biological process: membrane protein ectodomain proteolysis; Notch signaling pathway. The record is from RefSeq and is a predicted model, not a curated record. Bases 202 to 2556 code for a protein of 784 amino acids. Gene Ontology annotation, cellular component: synaptic membrane; plasma membrane. Lineage: Eukaryota; Metazoa; Chordata; Actinopteri; Perciformes; Nototheniidae.
GAAUGCUGUGCCUGGGCGUGCUGUAAUGUAUGCAUUCCUGGAUCAUGGAUGCAUUUGGGGGAAGGGAUGGCAAGCUGCCGUGCGUCUGACGUCAUGACGCAGGAGCGAGGAGGCGAUGAGAGGAAGGUGCAAUAAACACACAGGGCGUCUGCGCCUAUCUAAGUAGGACAAUAAAGUGAAAACGGUAUCAAUGUUCUAACAAUGGAUUUGUCAGACAUGCUUGUUCUUAAAGUUUUCCUGUUCGUGUAUUUACUAAACCACACCCAAGGACACUAUAGAAAUCCCCUGAACAAGUACAUCCGUCACUAUGAAGGUCUCACCUACGAAACAGAGCCGGUGCACAGCAAUCAUCAGAGGGCCAAGAGGGCGUUCUCUCCUGAAGACAAGUUCCUUCAUUUAGAUUUCCACGCCCAUGGAAGGCAUUUCAAUUUACGGAUGAAAAGGGAUUCCACCUUGUUUUCUGAAGAUUUGAAGGUAGAGGUUUCAGGAGAUGAGGUUCCAUUUGAUACCUCUCAUAUCUACACCGGAGAGAUCUACGGGGAGAAAGGCACCCUGACUCAUGGCUCCAUUGUGGAUGGUAAGUUUGACGGCUUCAUUCAGAGCUACCAAGGCACCUACUACGUGGAGCCUGCUGAGCGAUACCUGGAGGACAAAGACGUUCCCUUCCACUCCGUCAUCUACCAUGAAGACGACAUACACUACCCGCACAAGUACGGCCCGGAGGGAGGCUGCGCUGAUAGCUCCGUGUUUGAAAAGAUGAAGAAGUACCAAGCCUCGGCCGUUCGUGAGCCACCCAAGGAGCUCCACACGGAGGCGGGCUCUAAUGACCCGGUGCUGCUGAGGAAGAAGAGGAUGGUUCAGAUUGAGAAAAACACCUGCCAGCUGUUCAUUCAGACCGACCACCUCUUCUUCAAGUACUACAAGACCCGGGAGGCUGUCAUCGCUCAGAUCUCCAGUCACGUCAAAGCUAUCGAUGCUAUCUAUCAGGGAACAGACUUCAUGGGCAUUCGCAACAUCAGCUUCAUGGUGAAAAGGAUCAGGAUCAACACCACCAGUGAUGAGAGGGACCGGUCCAACCCGUUCCGCUUCGCUAACAUCGGCGUGGAGAAGUUCCUGGAGCUCAACUCGGAGCAGAACCACGACGACUACUGCCUGGCUUAUGUCUUCACCGACAGAGACUUUGAUGACGGGGUGUUGGGUCUGGCCUGGGUCGGAGCCCCUUCAGGGAGCUCGGGAGGCAUCUGUGAAAAAAGCAAGCUGUACUCUGAUGGGAAAAAGAAGUCUCUGAACACUGGUAUAAUCACUGUACAGAACUAUGCCUCCCACGUACCUCCAAAAGUCUCCCAUAUCACUUUCGCACAUGAAGUAGGACACAACUUUGGCUCCCCGCAUGACUCUGGAUCUGAGUGCACUCCAGGAGAAUCCAAGAGCCAAGACAAGAAGGAGAAGGGCAAUUAUAUUAUGUAUGCAAGAGCCACGUCGGGAGACAAGCUCAACAAUAAUAAGUUCUCCAUCUGCAGCGUGCGCAACAUCAGCCAGGUGCUGGAGAAGAAGAGGGGAAACUGUUUUGUCGAGUCUGGUCAGCCCAUCUGUGGUAACGGCCUGGUGGAGCCCGGGGAGGAGUGUGACUGUGGCUACAGCGACCAGUGCAGGGACCAGUGUUGCUAUGACGCCAACCAGCCUGACAACAAGAAGUGCAAGCUAAAGCCCAACAAAGUCUGCAGUCCCAGUCAGGGUCCCUGUUGUACCCGAGAGUGCUCCUACAAGGGUCGUAAUGAGAAGUGUCGAGAGGAGUCGGAGUGCGCUCACCAGGGCAUGUGUAACGGGGUCGGCCCUCAGUGCCCCACAUCUGAGCCCAAGGCCAACUUCACGGCCUGCCACGGAGAGACCCAAGUCUGCCUCAACGGGGGCUGCUCCGGAUCCAUCUGUGAGAAGUACGGGCUGGAGGCCUGCACCUGCGCCAGCCUCGAUGGCAAGGAUGAGACGGAGCUCUGUCACGUGUGCUGCAUGGAGAAGAUGAAUCCCAACACGUGCAGCAGCACAGGAUCAGAGCGCUUGUCUCGGUUCUUUAAUAAGAAAGUGACCACGCUGCCAGCCGGCUCCCCCUGCAACGACUUCAAAGGCUACUGCGACGUGUUCAUGAAGUGCCGUCUGGUCGAUGCAGACGGCCCGCUGGCCCGGUUGAAGAAGGCCAUCUUCAACCCAGAGCUCUAUGAAAACAUUGCCGAGUGGAUUGUGGCCCAUUGGUGGGCGGUGCUGCUGAUGGGCAUCGCCCUCAUCAUGCUCAUGGCCGGAUUCAUCAAGAUCUGCAGUGUGCACACUCCGAGCAGUAACCCCAAACUUCCUCCUCCCAAACCUCUUCCAGGCACUCUGAAGCGGCGGCGAGCGCAGCAGCAGGCUAACGCCCAGGUGCAGAACCAGUCCCAGCACCCGCACGGCCACCAGCAUGGGGGGGGGCAGCGGCAGCCCCCCCGGCAGCCCCAGCGCCAGGCACAGCCGCAGAGGAACCACCGCCAGCCCAGAGAGAACUAUCAGAUGGGCCAGAUGAGACGCUGAGACCCCGCCCCCCCCCUCCCCCCCC